AUGGAGAAAUUAACUUGUCUUCGGACGUUACAAGAAUUCGCAGUGAGUGAUAAUACGAAAGCAUGUAGUCUUGAUUGUUUACAACACCUCAACAAUCUUCAUUAUCUGGGUAUAAAAGGGUUGGGAUAUUUGAGAGACGUGGGUGAGGGGCUUAAGAAUAACCAAAAUCUCCUUUCUUUGGAUUUAUAUUUUGAGCAUAAAACAGAGUACUUGGUUCUGCCUAGAAUAAACGAGAAUGAUAAGGUAAUUCUUGAAGCCUUACAGCCACCUCCAAAUUUAAAGAAAUUAAAUAUUCAAAACUACGCAGGCAGCACAUUAUUCCCCAAUUGGAUGGUGUCAUUAACUAAUCUGAGGGUGUUAAGUAUUGAUGGAUGCGUAAGCAUUGAGCAUUUGCCUUCUUUAGGGAAAUUAUCAUCCCUUGAAGUACUCAAAAUAAGGCACAUCACAAAAGUGAAAAGUGUGGGUAAUGAAAUUUUAGGAAUUAAGAGUGAUGACACAUCUGCAAUUGCCUUCCCCAAAUUGAAAUCUCUCACAUUUUCAGGCAUGUGGGAAUGGGAAGAGUGGGAUUAUGAGAUUACAAAGAAUGAUGAAAAAGAUAUUACAAUUAUGCCAUGUCUGCGUUUCUUGCACAUGAUUUGCUGUCCUCAAUUGAAAGGAAUACCAAACAGUCUUCUUCAGUCAAGCACACUAGAGAAAUUGGAGCUUUAUGAAUGCCCUAUUUUACAACAGCGUUGUGAAAAGGAAAGAGGUGACUAUUGGGCCCAAAUCUCUCGCAUCCGUCACAUCGAAAUUUCUUAA
This is a messenger RNA of Pistacia vera, 798 nucleotides long. Its product is annotated as putative disease resistance protein At3g14460. The coding region runs from base 1 to 798 and encodes 265 amino acids. The record is from RefSeq and is a predicted model, not a curated record. Lineage: Eukaryota; Viridiplantae; Streptophyta; Magnoliopsida; Sapindales; Anacardiaceae. The transcript has a single exon.